Manis pentadactyla (Chinese pangolin) is the source of this 5822-nucleotide messenger RNA. It is a transcript of the gene HS3ST3B1, whose product is annotated as heparan sulfate-glucosamine 3-sulfotransferase 3B1. The coding region runs from base 433 to 2388 and encodes 651 amino acids. The transcript is spliced from 2 exons. Gene Ontology annotation, molecular function: [heparan sulfate]-glucosamine 3-sulfotransferase activity. The record is from RefSeq and is a predicted model, not a curated record. NCBI's taxonomy places the organism in Eukaryota, Metazoa, Chordata, Mammalia, Pholidota, Manidae.
UACACGUGCCUUUCACACUCACUUUUCUGACAGGAAACAUUUGAGGACACCAUAUCUCGCUGUUAAUUUCUCCCUUCGCGCCCCCUGUUUCUGUACCUAAGGUAGAUUUUUCCAAAGGACAGUUUACCCGGGUUCCAGUUAACCGGCAACCUGAGAGAGAGAACUCCUGCCAGAGAAUAAGGAAAGAAUUAAAAAAAAAAAAAAAAAAGCUGACAGGGAUUUCCAAACAUGCUUUCCACUUAAACUUCCAAAACCUGUGCCUGUCCCGGAGGGCGCCCCCUCCGAACCCCCGGCACAGGGUGGGCUGUUUGGGGAGCUGCAGGCACCUCCCGCCCGGGUCUUGCUCCUCCAACGUCCUCCCCACUCCACAAGAUAAACUCGCAUCACACGCCAGCCCGCGAAACAUCUGGAUGGGGACUCGUGUCCCAACGUAUGGGCAGUCACAGCCUCGGCUGGCUCCUGGAGCGCGAGCGCCGAAGCGCACCGCUCGGCGGGGUGGGACACUCCCCACGCUGGGUCACUCCAGCAUCCUUCCGACCAUCUGCUCCUGUCACAAGCUCCUGGCUUCGCCCCUUUGAGACCGCCCCUUGCCCCACAGCCAAUAGCAACCCUCGACCGCUCUCCACCGCUCCAAAUCUUUUCCACACCCCUACGUUCCGGGAGCCGGUUGGCUGCCGAACCCUCAGCGGAGCGCCUGUAUUUGCAUGGCGCUCGGGGAGUCUGGUAGGUGGAGCGACCCGUCGCUCCGGAAGGCAGGGCCCGCCCACUCCACUUCGGUCAGGGGCUCUCUUCCUGCGCAGUUCUUCGCAGCCUCCGCGGGGAAGUGCCGGCGCUGCUCACAGGCUCGGGUCGCAGGUCCGCGAGGAGGCAGCCCCGGCGAGCCGCCGUGCGCUCCGUCUGAAGUGGCCAGGGCACAGAAGGGCAGCGUUCCGGCCCCGAGCUGGGCAUCGCGCAGCAGGAACAGCCCCUCGGCUAGCAGUUGCCGCCACCCAGACUUUCUCUCCAGUUGCGUCUCCGCCCGGGCAACAUGUCAGAAGCCGCCGCAGCUACAGCUGCCGCCGCCACCUGGGGAAGAGCAGUUGCAGCCGCUGCGCCGGCCACGGGCGUACGGAGUCAAUAAGCCGAACUCCCCGGGUGUCCUCUCCGCGCUCACUGCUGCGGCGGGACCCGCGCCAUGUGCUGAGCCAUGUCUCUCGCCGCGCCCGCGGGCAGCGCAUGGGGCAGCGCCUGAGCGGCGGCCGAUCCUGCCUCGAUGUCCCCGGCGGGCUCCUACGGCAGCCGCCGCCGCCCCCGCCAGCGGUGAGGAGGAAGCUAGCGCUGCUCUUCGCCAUGCUCUGCAUCUGGCUGUACAUGUUCCUGUACUCGUGCGCCGGCUCGUGUGCCGCCGCGCGAGGGCUGCUGCUGCUGGGCUCGGGGUCCCACGCCGCCCGCGCCCCGCCAGCCCUGGCCACGGGUGCCGACGGGACUCCCCCCAGGCUGCCGUUCCAGGCGGUGCCAGUCACCUCGUUGAGUGCGGGCAGGGACAUUGCCGAGAGCGCCGCGGGUCAGGAGGAGCAAAGUCCUGAGGCGCCGGACUCCCCAAGCCCCAUCUCCAGCUUCUUCAGUGGGUCCGGGAGCAAGCAGCUGCCUCAGGCUAUCAUCAUCGGCGUGAAGAAGGGCGGCACGCGGGCGCUGCUGGAGUUCCUGCGCGUGCACCCAGACGUGCGCGCCGUGGGCGCCGAGCCCCACUUCUUCGACCGCAGCUACGACAAGGGCCUCGCCUGGUACCGAGAGCUGAUGCCGAGAACCCUGGACGGGCAGAUCACCAUGGAGAAGACGCCCAGCUACUUCGUCACCCGGGAGGCGCCGGCGCGCAUCUCGGCCAUGUCCAAGGACACCAAGCUCAUCGUGGUGGUGCGUGACCCGGUGACCAGAGCCAUCUCGGACUACACGCAGACGCUGUCCAAGCGGCCCGACAUCCCCACCUUCGAGAGCCUGACGUUCCGCAACCGCAGCGCGGGCCUCAUCGACACGUCGUGGAGCGCCAUCCAGAUCGGCAUCUACGCCAAGCACCUGGAGCACUGGCUGCGCCACUUCCCGCUCGGCCAGAUGCUCUUCGUGAGCGGCGAGCGGCUCAUCCGCGACCCGGCCGGCGAGCUGGGCCGCGUGCAGGACUUUCUGGGCCUCAAGAGGAUCAUCACGGACAAGCACUUCUACUUCAACAAGACCAAGGGCUUCCCCUGCCUGAAGAAGGCCGAGGGGAGCAGCAAGCCCCACUGCCUGGGCAAGACCAAGGGCAGGACGCACCCCGACAUCGACGGCGAGGUGGUGCGCAGGCUGCGUGACUUCUACCGGCCCUUCAACCUCAAGUUCUACCAGAUGACCGGGCAGGACUUCGGCUGGGAUUGACCGGCCUGGGCUGUGUUAAUUACCACUUGGCUUAUAUAUUGAGAGAGAUUAUAUGUAUGUAAAAUGUACAGAAAUCUAUUUUAUAAUAAUUUAUUUUUAAUUCAUGAGCAAUUAAUUCACUAAGAUGCCUAGCCACGCUCUUUAGAGAGUUACCUUCGUAAUCGGUUAACGUUCCAAAGUGUUUAACUCUAAUAUUUUGUUCUUUUCCUCACAAUUGAUGGUGCUUCCUUUUUUUUUUUUUUUUUUCUACGCAUAUUUAAAAAAGAAGAAAAGCACAACUUGAGUUUUUGUUGUUACGGGUAUGCAGCCUUCGAUCGAGGUCUGAAUCCACUUGCCAUCUCUCUGGUGGUGUUGGGGCUCAUAUUCCAGCUUCCGUUUCUCUUCCCGCCGGUGUACCUCUUAGGAGCACAGAGCCGCCUCAGCAGUGCUGCACUCAGAAGGCCAGACCUCCUGUGGCAGCUUCCUCGCUGACGUGAUGACAUUUCCAAGGACCUAGACGCCGAACCACAGUGCUAGGUUUCCAACCCUCAGCCUGCUCAGCACACGGGGGAUUCACUGCCUUUGCAGAGACAUCCACAGCCUUUUUGAAUCUGCACGCCAGGGUCCAUUUACUUCAGCUUUUGACUUUGAAGGAUGACUCCUCAUCCUCUACUGCCCCCAGCCUCUGGUUCAUUAACCAGCUUGAAGUGUAUGCAAAUAUCAGCCCCCUCUUUCCCAGGUCGCCUACGUGACAUGCUCGGGUGCUGCUUUAGAAAUACAGACUCUCUCUUCUAAUCUGCAUGAGAGUGCACCAUGCUCCAUUCUCCAGGCAGGCAGUUCUGCCUUGACACACCAAAGAAUCCCCUAGGCUAGCAGAACCAUCGGCACAAACCCAAGGGUUCCGGGUGUCAAGACCCAAAGGGGUCGGGGGCAUCCCACCCUGUCAGAUUCUACCAAGGUGCUGCUAGGUGCAGAGGAGCCAGCCAUGCUGCUCACAUCCCAGUGGAUGACAACUUCAAUGUGGGGAAAAGACAAAGACACACCCCACCCCACCCCCAUCCCGAGGACAGGGGACCUGGCAGAAGAAGGGAACUCCUGGCCCCUUUGUUCACGUCUGGAACUCCUGUCCUUGGGAUUUCUAGCUCAUCACAGAUUGACAACACAGUCUGUGGCCAACAUCCAAACAGCGAGAACCAGGAGUGGCUCUUCUAAAGAAGGGCUGGGAAAGCUGGCCCCACAGUGCUUAUGAGAACUUGAGCCUGGCGCUUGUGAAGCGGCUCCCUGUUUGAGCCAGGUCCUUGCAGAAGGCAUGGUUGCUGCUGAUGAAGGGUGUGCUUCCCAUACGGCUCCACUGAGAGAGCAGGUGGGGAACAUUUAUGAGGACUGGCUAGUGGCAGGUGGGUAAACACAUAGCAGUAUCACAGAAUGAUGUAUUCACAUUAUCCUCAGUUUUCUAAACCAGAAUGCUUCUACCAUAAAAUAAUUUUCAUUUGGUUUAUAGUUUCAUCAAGGCAUAUAUGGGACGAUACACAUAUUGUCCAAGUGGUUGGGUUGUGAUAUUUACAAAGGCACUUUGGUAUAUUGUAUAUUGUAUGGGAUAAGUUGCCCAAUAAGAGUAAGGAAACUUGUAUGAGAAAGAAAAAUAUAAUCCGUCUGUAGAAACUGAUCAGAGAUGUCACUGGUCUUUAAGCGAUGUCUUGUUGAUAAUCUGGUUUGUAUUUGACCACAAGUUUUAGCCCAGAUGUAGCUAGCUUAUGCUUAGCAGCAAAACUGUCAUUGUGGAAGUUCUGUGCAGCUUCUGUGUAGGAGGACAGGCAGCAAGGGGCUCUGUGCCUUCCUUGGGUGUUACAGUCAUUUCAUAGCUUCGUUACUGCUUCUGCCAAGCAGUGUAGAAGGUGCACUCGGGGAAACACUGUAAUUGUAGUGUGGUUCACCCCUCUAGCUGCUUGGAUGUCAAAGACAUCUGCAUAAGGGUGCUCACUGGUCAUGCAUUUUUCCAGUCAGAAGCCUCAUUGAAAAUAAAACCGAGAACACGUCUUUCCAGUUCCAGCAUGACAUCGCUUAGAGUGAAAGUCAGUAGUCACGUCCUCCACUUAAUCCUGCCCUGUCCGCUUCCUGGCUGCUCUCAUGCUCUGACAUGGGUCACGAUGGAGAACGGUAGAAAAGCUCAGAGAAGGGCCUGCAACACAGCAGUAGGAAAACAUGCAUGGACUUUCCCCUCCCCUUCAGGUCCCUGCCAUCUUUCCAAGCUGGACAGUCUUGAUUGUUUAUUCCCUGCCUUAAAACUGAAACAGGAAACUUUCAGAUAGAAGGAGGGUCAUUUAGUCAUGAACACUGAAGUGGGUCAAAUCCUUGAAUCCAAACAGAUGUCGAUAAUUAGUGCUGACCGACUAGUUUUCUAUGAAGACAAAUAAAUCAAACUUCCUGUGUAUCUCUUCACAGGAGUCUGAUAGCUUAUAGUUCCUUACUGAUUCGGACACAGCGUCUGCCCCAAGGUCACAAGCCAUCCUGUGAUAGUUUUUACAGAGCCAAAGACCUCAUUCUCCCUCCUGGAGAAGUUAGGCAACACAUGAAAUCAAGCCUUGAGUUUCUUCCUGUUGUAGCAAAUGGCAAGGCCAUCAACUUCAUUUUUUAGCUGUUAAAAGACAACCACCAUUUCAUGUUUGGCAAUGUUUGCUCAGGCACAUGUUUUGGGUCUUCUUUCAGUUUACAGGAAAAGCUCUCCUAUUCCUUGGUGUCCUUUAUUCCUCUCAGUUUUGUCUUUCUCAUUUAAAACAAACAGAAAGGUUAACAACAACAACAACAACAAAAAAUGGAGGGUUUUAUUGUUCCUCUCUUUUCCAUGGAUUCUCUGAGGUGCUUGCACAGUAGUAUGUUACCUUAGGGUGGAAAGGUGGUACCUGGGAAGGUAUUUAGGCAGAGUGACUGCAUAAUAAAUACUUAAUUGGGUGAUGGAGGAGGAGAAAUUGUCUUCUCAAGGGAUUGUCUCUGGAAGUCAUUUUGAGUGACACAUGCAUUUUAGACCUUCGGAGAAACACUGUUUCAGAUCCUGCCAGGAUAUUUUUGUUAAGAAAGGAAAAUGGAAGGUUCCAAUAACCUGGAAAUGCUUAUGAUGUACCUAAUGUGCUGGCAGAGAAGUCAGGGUAAUUUUGUUUUUUCAGUUUAUCAAUAAAACUCAAAAGGUGUGGUUAGAUUUUUUUUUCAUUCUUGUAACAUUAAUUUAUGCCUGAGUUUCCUUCAGCCCAGCAAUAUGAAAUACUGUGCAAAUUCUAGCAGUGUGUCCUUCUAUAACAUGGAUGUUAGAAUAGCCAAUAUGUACAAAAAAAUUAAAUCAAGUAUUUUGUGCUAUGUAUGACACAGAUUAAUUUUACACAGAGAAAGAUGUUUCUAGGAAAAUGAAAUUCUGGUAAUUCAUACUAUUUCUUUGUAUGAACAAAUAAAAUAUAUUUUACCAA